Molecule: messenger RNA, 1095 nt
Organism: Cyprinodon variegatus (sheepshead minnow)
Lineage: Eukaryota; Metazoa; Chordata; Actinopteri; Cyprinodontiformes; Cyprinodontidae
Gene: fundc1
Product: FUN14 domain containing 1
Exons: 6
Coding region: 199-681 (160 amino acids)
Biological process (GO): autophagy of mitochondrion
Cellular component (GO): mitochondrial outer membrane
Source: RefSeq, a predicted model, not a curated record
ACCAUAAAAUACGUUUCGGCCGCGAAGAUAAAGUUGUUAUAAUUGUGAAACCCAAGCGAACCCACGCGCUGCUCUGGCCACGCCCUCUCUUUCCAUCUUAGCCAAUAGCAGCGUCCGUUUCCUACCAUAUGACUCCUUUGUGAUGUGGGCGUGGCUUAAAAUUGUCAACAUCCUGGUGACAUAACUGGUGACUCCAAAAUGGCGACGGUGGACCAGAGGGAAGCAGGACAGGAUGACCCAGACAGCGAAGACGAGGUGUAUGAGGUGGUGGACCUCACAGAAUAUGCCCGGAGGCACCAGUGGUGGAGCCGGGUGUUCGGGAACAACUCCGGGCCGAUUGCUGAGAAGUAUUCUGUGGCUACCCAGAUCAUGAUGGGAGGGGUGACAGGCUGGUGUGCCGGCUAUGUUUUCCAAAGAGUCGGGAAAAUUGCAGCUACUGCCAUCGGUGGAGGAUUUCUUCUUUUGCAGAUUGCCAAUCACAGUGGUUACGUUCAGGUGGACUGGAAAAAGGUGGAGAAGGACGUAAACAAAGCAAAGAAGCACCUGAAGAAGAAAGCGAACAAAGCAGCCCCUGAAAUACACACAUUCAUUGAGGAGGUAAAGGCCACAGAUUUCAUUAAGAGGAACAUCGUGCUGACCAGCGGAUUCGUUGGCGGCUUCUUUUUGGGACUCGCCUCCUAAAGCUGCUGCUCCUGCUGUACCUCCCAUCUACUGUGAAUCUCAUCACUACAUCCCUCACCAUCGUUUACCUCUUUACCCCACGUGUCUCCUGAUUUAUCUCAUCAUGAAGAGAGAGAAAGGAGUUUAUGUUAAAUGUGUUGUAAGCAUGGCCUGUUGUAACAGUGGCUUUCAUGCUUUUUUUUGCAAGGUAGGUUCUGAAAUCCCCCGAUUAAGGUACCGUUGUAAAUAUUUAGGUCAAUUUACCUGAGAAAUGUAAAUAUUUCAUAUAGGAUUGAAGGAUCAGGAAUAUGUUGCCAAACUCCGAAAUAAUCCUGAGAUUUACCUUUUUUUAUGUGUGAUGAGUCUGGAACCCCAAACACUGUUUAGGAAGGUAAGUUUUCUUAUGGAGAAGCGGUUGGCAACGGAGAGCAUGAU